This is a messenger RNA of Rhineura floridana, 3019 nucleotides long. RefSeq names its product RCC1 and BTB domain containing protein 1 (gene RCBTB1). The record is from RefSeq and is a predicted model, not a curated record. Gene Ontology annotation, molecular function: protein binding. The transcript has 12 exons. The coding region runs from base 680 to 2323 and encodes 547 amino acids. NCBI's taxonomy places the organism in Eukaryota, Metazoa, Chordata, Lepidosauria, Squamata, Rhineuridae.
CGCGCGCCCUUGGAUUGUGCCCCGCAGGGGUCUGACUCCGCAGCCGGGGGCGACCACUCGCGGCUGCCGCUCGGCUGCGAAGGGAAAGCACGUCCUGGGCGCCGCUCCUGGAGGCUGACCCCAACAUUGUAACGGUGUCUGUGAUUGGACAGCGUCUGUCCCCGCCUCGCCUCCCCCUCCCGGACAAGAGUCGUCUUUACUUUUUCUCAGACAAGGAAGGGGUGAAAGGAACCGAGAAGCUCCAGAUAGCGGAGCGUGUUUCUCCAGACUUCUUAUUUCCAGAGCUUGGAAAAGUUACUUUGUGAACUACAACUCCCAUCAGCCCAAUCCAGUGGCCAUGCUGGCUGAGGCUGAUGGGAGUUGUAGUUAAAAAAAAGUAACUUUUCCAAGCUCUGCUUAUUUCUAUGGAUGUAAUAUAGAGCCGAUCAGAGACGGGGAUGCGGGCGGACGCCUCACGUGACGCAGCGGAAUAGUGGCAGGCCGCGCGGUUUGUCAGCUGCGCAUGUGUGCCCGCAGCGUUGCUUUCCGCUCUCCCGGUUGGCUCUCGGCUUCGUGAUCGGUUCGAUCCGGCGGGAGCAAAACGUCCGGCUGCUGCUGCAAGAGAAGUAACAGGCACGCACCCGCCCCGCAGGAUGUGGCCGUAUGACAGGUGACUCAAUGAGUAUGUUUUAAAUGGCAGAUGAAAUGCCAACCUAAUUGCAAGUCUGGUACAAACAAUUGGAGCGUCAUGAUGGAUGUGGGAAAGUGGCCAAUAUUUACAUUGCUUUCACCUCAAGAAGUAGCAACUAUCCGAAAAGCAUGUGUUUUUGGAACAUCUGCUAAUGAGGCUAUAUACAUCACCCAUAAUGAUGAGGUAUUUGUAUUGGGACUAAACUGUAGUAAUUGUUUGGGAACUGGAGAUAACCAGAGUACCAUUGUACCAAAGAAACUUGAAACUUUAUGUGGAAAGAGGAUUUGCAGUCUCAGUUAUGGAAGUGGACCACACGUGGUACUUAGUACAGAAGAUGGUGAAGUUUACGCCUGGGGACAUAAUGGAUACAGUCAACUUGGAAAUGGGACCACGAACCAGGGUGUUACACCCAUUCAAAUCUGUACUAAUUUGCUAAUUAAAAAAGUAAACGAAGUAGCUUGUGGCUCCCAUCAUUCUUUAGCACUAUCAUCUGAUGGAGAUGUAUAUGCCUGGGGCUAUAACAACUGUGGGCAAGUUGGGUCAGGAUCCACAGCAAAUCAGCCAACUCCUCGCAAAGUUUCCAAUUGUUUGCAGACCAAAGUGGUUGUCAGCAUUGCAUGUGGUCAGACGUCUUCAAUAGCUGUAGUAGACAAUGGUGAGGUAUAUGGCUGGGGUUACAAUGGCAAUGGUCAACUAGGUCUGGGAAACAAUGGCAACCUGUUAACCCCAUGCCGAGUGGCUACACUCCAAGGUGUAUGUGUAAUGCAGGUUGCCUGUGGCUUUGCACACACACUAGCACUAACCGAUGAGGGCUUGCUCUAUGCUUGGGGAGCUAACACUUACGGGCAGCUGGGAACUGGCAAUAAAAGUAACCAGCUAAGCCCAAUGCAGAUCAUGAUGGAAAAGGAGAGAGUAGUAGAGAUUGCAGCUUGCCACUCUGCUCACACUUCUGCUGCCAAGACACAGAGUGGCCUGGUGUACAUGUGGGGCCAGUGCCGGGGGCAGUCGGUGGUUCUCCCACAUGUGACUCACUUUUCUUGCACUGAUGAUGUGUUUGCUUGCUUUUCUACUCCUCCUGUGAUGUGGCGUCUCCUCUCAGUAGAGCACGACGACUUCUUAACAGUGGCAGAGUCUCUGAAGAGGGAGUUCGAUAGCCCUGAAACCUCGGAUCUAAAAUUUAGAGUAGAUGGAAAAUUCAUUUAUGUACAUAAAGCUGUCUUGAAAAUCAGGUGUGAGCACUUUCGUACUAUGUUCCAGUCAUACUGGAAUGAAGACAUGAAGGAGGUGAUAGAGAUAGACCAGUUUUCCUAUCCAGUGUACCGUGCUUUUCUUGAGUAUCUCUACACAGACAGCAUCGAUCUGCCACCUGAAGAUGCUAUAGGACUUCUGGAUUUGGCUACAUCAUAUUGUGAAAACAGACUGAAAAAACUGUGUCAGCAUCUCAUCAAAAGAGGAAUCACAGUGGAGAAUGCUUUCUCAUUGCUCUCCGCAGCAGUCCGCUACGAUGCGGAGGAUUUAGAAGAAUUCUGCUUUAAGUUUUGUGUCAAUCACUUGACUGAAGUCACCCAGACUGCAGCUUUUUGGCAAAUGGAUGGUUCUCUGCUAAAGGAAUUCAUUGCUAAAGCCAGUAAAUAUGGAGCCUUUAAGAACUGAAAGGUGUAGCUGUCUUUUUUGGAUGUUUCAGCCAUAGCUGAUAUGAUUUCAUGCAGUUCUUUCAAGUUGGUCAGUGAGGUGUAUCACAUGCUGUACAACAAAUACUUGUCCUGUAGUUGUGCUUUUAAAUGUGCUCUGAAUCAAGCAAGCAAGAUUUGAUUUAAUUUGGAUUACUCUAGAUAGCUGGAUGCUUCUACAGUUUUGAACAAUUUGGGAGAGGGAAGAAUGGAAGGAAUUGCAGGAUGUAGGGAGACCAGAAAUCUUCCAGAAACUUGGCUUGUGCAGUCAUGGCUCUUCUAUCUAUUUGAUAUUACUGAUUAUCAGGGUCUCUUACUGUUUUCAGCUGGCGCAAAGAUGCUUCACCACAUGGAACUAUGUGGAAGAGGGGUGGUGGGAUGAAGUAUUUUUGCCUAAUUUCCUGUCCCAUUUGCAUAUAUUUGAAGGAAGCUUGCUGUCACAUUAUGCAACAAAGGACUUUGUCUAUGAAACAAUUGUGUAUUGAAUCUGUUAAACUUUGUAUCUGUUAAACUUGAAGGAUCAUUUAUGUAGUAUUUCAUAAUCUAAUUGUAAUUAAAUUAUUGCUUCCAUACCUUUUGACAUGUAAGCUGUCAAAUUGUGUGGUUGGUGGCCCUAUUUUGGGGGCUUAAAGUUGUUAAAAGCAGAAUGCUGGUGGGAAAUAUUUUGCAUUUAAAUUAU